This is a messenger RNA of Carya illinoinensis, 1446 nucleotides long. RefSeq names its product NAD(P)H-quinone oxidoreductase subunit S, chloroplastic. Lineage: Eukaryota; Viridiplantae; Streptophyta; Magnoliopsida; Fagales; Juglandaceae. The record is from RefSeq and is a predicted model, not a curated record. Bases 53 to 571 code for a protein of 172 amino acids. Gene Ontology annotation, biological process: photosynthetic electron transport chain. The transcript has a single exon.
AAUAAGAGUCUUUUUAACUUUCUUCUUUCUUGUAGGCUGCCACAAAACAACCAUGGCUCCUUCCAUCAUUCCCUUGAGCAUUCCAUGCUCUCCUCUUAAAUCCCAUUUUCUUGGGGGAAACCGCUUCUCCCAUCAUCAUCUUCACAAACCCUAUUUCACAAUUCAUAAACAGCCAUCAACCCAACACCUAACAACAUGCGCCAAAUUUGAUCUAUUCCAAAUCAUGGGGGGCAGAGGACUCUGCAAUGGAGAACAAGGUCUUCAACAGGAGCUAAAGAGAAACAUUGAAGAACAAGCAUCCGCGGCCGCUCCUGCUGCAAAGCAUGAGAAAUCAGGUAAUAUUGAUGCGAUAUCAAUAAUGGAUCAUAGUGUUCCAGAAAACGCUUUUGAAAAGGAACUGAUGGGGCUAACUGGGGGAUUUCCUGGUGGUGAAAAGGGCCUGAAAACAUUCAUAGAAAGAAACCCCCUCUCGAUGCCCGGUAUGAUUUCCACUGUGCAAAAGGGCCCUCCACUGAAGAACCCUAAAUCUGAUGUCCUCGAACCUGUCUUUGAGAAAAAGGAUUCACAAUGAUUCAUCAUUUUCAUAUCUAUCUGUAGCAUGCAUGCCAAUUGUGCAGUUUUUACGACUUAGGCAGCGUAAGUUCGUCUGUAAAAACCUUCUUUCAACAAUAUUGAAAUAAAACCAACGCAGAGAGAGUAUCUCAGGCACAGCUUCUAUACUCAAUAACUAUCUAUGUAUGCCCUGUCCUUGAAAUUGUCAAGUUGGGAUGUUUUUCCUUCAAAACCAUCAGGGUACAAGAAUCUGUAGAUCAAAAUGAACUUCAGACUAUUCAAAAACUAAAGAAUGGUGGAGAAAAGUCUGAUGCCUUGUCAUCCCUCCUCAAAGCUCCAUCAGAAGAUCAGAAGCAGCCACCCAACUACAAAAAGAUCAUAAAAACACAUCUGUCUAUUACAAUCAAUGGUUCUGUCUAUCAUAACAAUCAAUGGUACAAUGAUUUCGUGCAUAUGCAAAGUAAGAUUGAUAUGUUUAGCAUAUCAUGUCCAAGUUCGAUGUAGCACCACAAAUGUAAAAAAACACGAAAACUACAAUCCAAAAGAGAGAACCUAAAGAUUUGUCACACGUCAUUAUAUCUAUAAGGAUGGGCUGAAGUCUUUGUGGGCUUUGACUUGGGGCAAUCAAGAAUUAAAGGGUUGGGCUCAAUGGUUUCCUUGGGCUGAUCAGAUGGCUAAUGUUUUUUUCCUUAGUUUAUUGUAUUUCUCUAUAUAUGCUAGAUAUGUGUUAGUAAGCCCAGUUGCUUUAUCCCCAUUUAUGUUUAUUAAAAGGCCCGUGGCCCUUACUUAGCUCUAGGUAGGAUUGUAUGAUUCUCAUGGGACUGUAUAUACUCAGAUGCUGAAUGGUGUAAGACAUUAUGGAAUGAUAUAGAAACUUUCUGUGUCUUUUUCUCA